Molecule: messenger RNA, 1307 nt
Organism: Cricetulus griseus (Chinese hamster)
Lineage: Eukaryota; Metazoa; Chordata; Mammalia; Rodentia; Cricetidae
Source: RefSeq, a predicted model, not a curated record
CGACGCCGUCAAGAAGUUCCGCGGAACCUACGGCAGCCUGGUUCCGGUUGAGACUUUUCCGGGCCCGAGACUCUACUCCCUCGCUGGAGGGGCUCGUUUUUUCUCUGUGCGUCCGGAGCAGCGUUCCCGGGGCGGCAGCAUGGAGGCUCGUUUCACACGCGGGAAGUCAGCGCUGCUGGAGCGUGCACUGGUGCGGCCGCGCACCGAGGUGAGCCUGAGUGCCUUUGCCCUUCUCUUCUCCGAGCUGGUGCAGCACUGUCAGAGCCGCGUCUUCUCAGUGGCCGAGCUUCAGGCACGCCUGGCUGCCCUAGGCCGCCAGGUGGGCGCCCGAGUCCUGGAUGCCCUGGUGGCCCGUGAAAAGGGUGCCCGGCGUGAGACCAAGGUGCUGGGUGCGCUACUGUUCGUCAAGGGCGCAGUGUGGAAGGCUCUGUUUGGCAAGGAGGCCGACAAGCUGGAGCAGGCCAAUGAUGACGCCCGCACUUUCUACAUCAUUGAGAGGGAGCCGCUCAUCAACACCUACAUUUCGGUGCCCAAGGAGAACAGCACGCUCAACUGUGCCAGCUUCACGGCGGGCAUUGUGGAGGCUGUGCUCACGCACAGCGGCUUCCCUGCCAAGGUUACAGCGCACUGGCACAAGGGGACCACACUCAUGAUCAAGUUCGAAGAGGCCGUUAUCGCACGAGAUCGGGCCCUGGAGGGACGCUGACUCCACAGGAGAUAAAGGAUGAACAGAUCCCGUUCUAGGCUUGUGUUGUGUCUUGUGUAGGGGCGCCAUAUCUGCCCACACUCUGAUCUGGGUCUUGAGUCCCAGGCUGAGGGAUUCCGAGGCAGGCGUGUCAGGCACAGGUGGAGAUUGAAGAAGUGGACAAUGGGCUGACCUAGCUUCUGGCUCUCAGAUGAGGGUGGAGGGUUGGGUAUACUGGGGAGAUAGGGCACCUAUGAAAUUAUAAUUGGAGCCUGCAGGCUGGAGAGGUGGGGGCAAGGAUAUGAGGUUAAGAGGGACCAAGGCCUGGCAAACUGUCAGUGCCAUAGCCCAGUUGGUGGAGUGCCCUGGGUUUGAUUUUUUAUGCCACAUAAAUUGGGCAUAGUGGUGCAAAUUGUGUCAUUCCAGCACAAGGAAGUUAGGGGAGAAGGAUCAGAAGUUCAAGGCCAUCCUCCACUACUUAGCAAGUUUGAGACCAGCUUUGGGAGCAUGGGACUCUUUCUUAAACAAGUUUCAGGCAGGGGUACUUUUCCCUUAAUCUACAUUUUCUCUAAAAAAUAGUAGAUAAUAAAGGAGUGGGUGUGUCUGUGUGCCUAAAAAUGUA